CUAUCAAUGAAGUAGUAAAAGGAGGGAACAUUCUGUUAGUUAGGAAAAGAAAAGAAAGGAGAGAAAAAUAUCUAUCUUUUGAUAGGGAGGUUGCUUAUAGGGGUUCCCUUCCUUCAGAUAACACCAACGUGCUACUCACAGACCAAGACAUCAUCAUGAAGUUAAUCAUAGGCAUUGGCGGUGUGACAAACGGUGGGAAAACCACUCUUACGAAUAAACUGAUGCAGGCGUUACCCAACUGUUGUGUGAUACAUCAGGAUGACUUCUUCAAGAAACCCGAUCAGAUAGAAGUCGGGGAGGACGGCUUUAGACAAUGGGAUGUGAUCACAUCCCUGGAUAUGGAGGCCAUGGUUAACACAAUAAAGGGAUGGCAGGAGAACCCAGUUAAGUUUGCCCGAUCCCACGGAGUCAGCGUCACGCCCAAAGCAGAGGAACAGGAGCCCGACAACGCUAUCCACAUUCUCAUCGUGGAGGGGUUCCUCCUCUACAACUACCAGCAUAUUCUUGAUGUCUACGACCAACGCUAUUACAUUGCCAUUCCAAAAGAAGAGUGCAAAAGGAGAAGGAGUACAAGGACCUACACAGUCCCAGACCCCCCUGGUCUGUUUGAAGGCCAUGUCUGGCCUAUGUACCUGAAACACAGGAAGGAGAUGGAGAACAACUGUAAUGGUAUAGAAUACCUUGAUGGCUUGAAAUCUAAAGAGGAGAUAUAUAACCAGGUGUAUGAGAGCAUACACAACAACCUGCUCAACCGCUUUAUAGCAGGACCAGGGAGCUCUGAACAUCUGUGUAUAAACUUGUAAAUAAUAAUAUUUUGACAACAGUGCAACAUCUGUAGCAUACUCUGCCCAGAAGGAAAAAACAUCUGUAAAUAGUUUAAGGCAUAAUUUAUUUAAAAUAAAAAAGGCAGAGAAGCACUGUAUUUUAUAUAAUCAUAUGUAACCUUAUUUAAGAAGAACUGCAUCCAAACAAACUGGACUUCCCAGUGUUGAAACACAUGAAGAUCAGAAGUAUAUACAAGAAAGUACCAUCAAUGAGUUUCCCAGCUCGCUUGAAAUGUUCCUAAUAAAUAACUAUAUAAAUGACUAAAGAUUUUCUGGUUCAUUAGGAUAUAUCAACAUCUGUGCUUUUAAGAACACAUUCAAUGUUUAUCUUAUCAAAAUCAGCUGGUUAACUCAUCAAUCCUGUUUUGUAGAUAUCAAUUCACACUGGGAGGAAGGAUUUGUGUCUGUCACUUUAAAAUACUUAAUCCAU
Messenger RNA from Esox lucius (northern pike), 1254 nucleotides. Its product is annotated as nicotinamide riboside kinase 2-like. The record is from RefSeq and is a predicted model, not a curated record. The coding region runs from base 156 to 803 and encodes 215 amino acids. NCBI's taxonomy places the organism in Eukaryota, Metazoa, Chordata, Actinopteri, Esociformes, Esocidae. The transcript has 7 exons. Gene Ontology annotation, cellular component: cytoplasm.